AUGGGCGCCGUUACGGCUCCAGGUACGCCCGUUAUGAGAGCAGGUCCCCAUGGAGGGCACGUCGUGCGACCAGCCACGACAGUACGCAUGCAGCCGCCACUUCCCGGGUGCGGCAACGGUGGCAUAAUACCCCUGCCGGCCAUGCUCGGUGACCCAAUACUUUCUGGAUCGGCAACGGAUAUUGGCACCGCAGACUACGGCAAAGGAAACGGUGUCGCCAGGUCUAGGGGCUUCGACGGCAGUAUGGCAGGUACGGUUACCGCAGGACAACCUCACCAACAGCAGGGCUCCAUCACCAGCUCGAUUACUCUCCAGCAGCAACGCGUCAGCAAAAAAACCACUCGUGGCCAAUUCACAGCGCGGCCGAGCCUUCUCACGUUCGAGUGUCCUCCAUAUGUUCCCUCCGAGAGCUACGACGACUCGGGCGAGUUUUAUGACUGUGAAAUGGCCGCCGGCGACGACUUCAAACGCCAAAUGGCCCAAUGCCUAGCCAUCUUCCCAGACGUCUCGAAACGCACGGUGCGGCUUGUCCUCAAGAAGUUCGUCGAGAAUUUCCUGGGAUGGAUUCCACUCUUCGAGCCCACGGCCAUCUACACAGUCGUCAACGCGGCAUGUGCGAGCGGGUUUGCGCCCGCCGAUCCCAACAGCUGCCUGGCCAUGUUCAUCCUGGCGACUGGCACGCUUCUCCAGAACCACGCCGAAAUCCGGUCCAGCCCGCUGCCGGGGCUUGACUACUUUUCCCACGGCAGCCACAUGCUGGAGCGGUUCACAUUCAUGAGCGCCGGCCUCACGACACUGCACUGCCGCAUCCUGCAGUCGGCGUACUUUAAGCUGACGCUGCACCCGCUGCUGUCGUGGAACGUGAUUAUGCAAGGCACGCGGGACUGUAUGAACGUGCUGAGCUCACGAUGGUUCAAGAAUCUAGACCCGUCCGAGACGGAGCCCUGGCACCGUGCCUUUUGGGCGUGCUCCAUUAUGUCUGACGAACUCGAAGCGUCGCUGCGCAUGUACACGAUCGGUCACCGUCUAUACCAUGAGAUCGUGCCACUACCACAGUUUGAGAACGAGGAUACAGGAUUCUAUUACUUUCUCACACAGAUCAGCCUUCGCAAGCUCGUGUGCGACACUCUCGACGUUGUCGGCUAUCAUGACAGCCGUGUCAUCUAUGCCCCUGUGGUCACCAUCGAGCUGCGCAAGCAGGCUGCCGAGUGGCACCGCCACCUGCCUGUCGCUAUCCGCUUCCCACUCGAUAACACGCCCUUGUUUGACGCCCGCAAGUCGUUUCUUCGCAUGCAAUAUUUUUCUCUUGCCACAGUGCUCGGGUGGGCCUCGGUGCUCAAGGUCAUGGAUGUCUACGGCACCGACCGCGAAGACACGGACGACAUUGCACUCGCCUGCCUCGAGGCCUCAGAGUGCUUUCGCUCUUGUGCGCUGUACCUCGAAGUGGCGGCGGAGCAAGCUGGGCUGGCAGCUUGGGACGAGCAUCUCUCUGUGGACCGUGUCGAGGAUGACAAUGUUGGCGGAACGCAGUGGGAUCACGACAUGAGGGGCAGGUGCCGGGUGUGA
Messenger RNA from Sporothrix brasiliensis 5110, 1566 nucleotides. RefSeq lists its product as uncharacterized. The record is from RefSeq and is a predicted model, not a curated record. Lineage: Eukaryota; Fungi; Ascomycota; Sordariomycetes; Ophiostomatales; Ophiostomataceae. Bases 1 to 1566 code for a protein of 521 amino acids. The transcript has 4 exons.